Molecule: messenger RNA, 357 nt
Organism: Loa loa (African eye worm)
Lineage: Eukaryota; Metazoa; Nematoda; Chromadorea; Rhabditida; Onchocercidae
Exons: 3
Coding region: 1-357 (118 amino acids)
Source: RefSeq, a predicted model, not a curated record
AUGCAGGAUGUUCGUGAUAACAACGGAGAAAAGAAUGAAAAACCCACCAUACAAUUAGCAGUUAGUGGAACGCAAAACACUAAGCUUAGCGAAGAAUGCGAUGCUGAUAAACCGAAAUUCAAGGAAGUGGACCUCAACGAUAAUAAAAAUCUUAAGAAAAUGGAUCUCAUCGAUAAUAAAAAUCCAAAGCAAAACGAAAUAAAUCAGCAAUUAGCGAAGUCGUUCAUUGCGGAAUUUACUCAAAAAAGUACGUCAAAGAGUGGGAAAGAACCAUCUGCUUGUAAAAAUGGAUCAGUGAUACGUGAUAACACACUUGAAGAAAUACCCCGUGAUAUGCCAAAAUACGAUUCACUAUAA